AUGUCAAGUUAUACAUGUUCAACUUGUGGAAGAGAGUUUAGUCAUUGUGCUUUACUACGAAAUCACAUAAAAGUUCAUGAUAAUGCAGUAGUUGACAAAGCUUUACAAAAAAUUUCUGAAGAAGAAGAACAGGCCUGUGAACAACUAGAAGAAGAGGAGGAGUUGAGUUAUGAUGAACAACUAGAAGAAGAGGAAGAAUUGAAACAACUUAAAGAAGAGGAGUUGAGUUAUGAUGAACAACUUGAAGAAGAAGAGGAGUUUGGUUACCAAAAAUAA
Funneliformis geosporum is the source of this 276-nucleotide messenger RNA. Lineage: Eukaryota; Fungi; Glomeromycota; Glomeromycetes; Glomerales; Glomeraceae. The record is from the annotation of a GenBank genome assembly.